GUUAGGAUUGAGCAGGUGAUUGUUGCUGAACCAGGAGCAGUUUUACUGUACAAGAUUUCUAAUCUUCUCAAGUUCUACCACCAUACAAUCAGUGGUAUUGUAGGAAACAAUGCAGCCACACUGCUAACAACAAUUGAAGAAAUGCAUUUGCUGAGCAAGAAGAUAUUCUUUAACAGUCUGAGUCUUCAUGCAAGUAAACUAAUGGACAAGGUUGAACUCCCACCUCCAGAUCUUGGCCCAAGCUCUGCGCUAAACCAAACACUAAACUUGCUGCGGGAGGUUCUGGCAUCUCACGACUCAUCUGUUGUUCCUUUGGAUGCCCGUCAAGCUGACUUUGUGCAGGUUCUAUCCUGUGUGCUAGAUCCGUUAUUACAGAUGUGUACUAUGUCCGCUAGUAAUUUAGGCACGGCGGAUAUGGCAACCUUCAUGGUAAAUUCACUUUAUAUGAUGAAGACAACUUUGGCUCUCUUUGAGUUCACUGACAAACGUCUAGAAAUGUUACAGUUUCAGAUUGAAGCUCAUUUAGAUACACUCAUAAAUGAACAAGCUUCCUAUGUGUUAACUAGAGCUGGUCUAAGCUACAUAUAUAACACAGUGCAGCAACAUAAACCACAACAGGGUCCACUUUCAAAUUUGCCAAGUCUAGAUUCAGUGUCCUUGAAGGCUGCAAUGGCUCAGUUUGAUCGCUAUCUGUCUGCUCCAGAUAGUCUAUUAAUGUCCCAGCUGAAUUUCCUUCUGAGUGCCACUGUAAAGGAGCAGAUAAUAAAACAGUCAACGGAACUGGUCUGCAGAGCUUACAGUGAGUUAUAUGCGGCUGUGAUGAACCCCUCAAAUGAAUAUAAGGAUCCAGAAACCAUCCUGCACAGAACUCCUCAUCAAGUCCAGACAUUGCUUUCAUAGUCUUACUUCCUCCAGAAUUAUCAGAAUUCAUAAUACUGUAUUUGCUUGUAUUGUGUUUUUCUGUAUUGAGUUUUGAAUUAUAACUAUACAGUUAAAAUAUAUAGGAAUGCUGUUUAUUUAAUUUGCUUGACAGAAGUCUAGUCUUUUCUGUGUCUUGAUUACUUUCUGUAGGCCAGAAAAUAGAGUAUAAAUUAAAAAUAAUUUUAAUGUGUUUCUCCAAUGGACAUGAACCUUCACAAAAUGCAAUCUCUUUGAAAAAGGGAGUAAAGGAGAAAGAAGCUUUUCCCUUGCUGUACAUAAUCCUUUC
Molecule: messenger RNA, 1207 nt
Organism: Tinamus guttatus (white-throated tinamou)
Lineage: Eukaryota; Metazoa; Chordata; Aves; Tinamiformes; Tinamidae
Source: RefSeq, a predicted model, not a curated record